AUGCAUUAUACUUCCAUGGUUUCUUUCUGGGAUUAUUUCAACAGAUCUGUUUUAUUCGACGGAUCGGAGAGAUAUUUGUUCAUACCUGUGUAUUUUGAUCUAUUGGAAGGUAAGUUGAGCGUCUUUUUCAUCUUUCAAACUCCACCAACCUCAAAGGGAUCAUGGGAAGAUUUCAGUGAAAGAGGAUGGACUACUGCUUCUUCUGAGUUCUGUUCUUGGAGUUGAAGCGUUACUAUUGGCUAUGUUUUUCAUGUUCGGCUGGCUUUUCAUGUAUAAAGUAACUGUGACCAAUUUCUACCAUGUUAAUUUACGAGUUAUCAUGAACUACAGUAUGGUCAUGCUCCACGUUUUAUUCAUUUCGCGAGCCCUUUCAAUUUAUACGCAACUGACUGUUGAAAAACCUGAAGGUUCUUUUGAUUCAUUAUAUUUUCAAAAGGUUGUGAUUGCAUUUGGAGGGAUACGAAAAGUAACAGCUAAAAAAAUUGUUUGAAAAGGCCGUUAUUUAAAAAAAAAGUUCACGCUCGGUGGCAAAGGAAUCUAAUAAGGAUAGCCAAACCUUUUGAAAUCGGCUUGAGACCUCAUUAUCACCGUAACCAGAAAGCGUCGUUUCGAGCCAUUCCACGAGCAAUCACGGCGAUUAAGCUUAAAGCGCAGAAUACUUUUUUUGAAAGUUUAAAGAAUAAUAUUUUCCAGAAAUAACCUAUUUACACCUUUUCAUCGGCUAUUUGCACGUGUUAGGGUAUUCAUGUGUACCUUUCAUUCCGUUCAGCGUUGCAUAUGAAAGAUACUUCUCGACACUUCUGAUUAAAGACUACGAACUUUAUCCAAGGCUCAGCGUUUCGAUUUCCGCUUGUGUCUUAUCUUUUGUCUUGUCAGUUUUAUUGAGCGUUCUUCUUGUAACAAGUAAGUUUUUCUGUUUCAUUAGUCGCAGAUAUGAAAGCCAUCUCGAAAAAAGAUGAACCUUAACGAGAUUCUUGACUUAAGUGAUUCAGUUAUCUUACAAAUGGGGAAGUUUCCGAACUUUUCUAACAAAUUGCAAAACGGAAAAAAAAAUAAAUUUACGUGUAUGGCGUCUUUCAAACUAAAGGGAAAAUUUCAGACGUCCUCAGCCUGGUAGGGUUCCUCUCGAUAAUUUCGAUGCUGGUUAUAUGCAGUUCACUGGUAUUUUUUUUACAUCUAUUUUCACUAUCUGAAAAAAAAAACUUUCAGUUUAUCUGCUUCCUCUCUUUCUUGAAUCACAGAACCCUAGAAUCAUUAACUCAAAUACAAAUGGAAAAAGAAUACACGAUCAAUAUGCGAUACCAACUUAAUGAAAAUCGCCGUUUGUUCACGGUAAAGAAUAAAAACAAUAAAAGUUUAAAAGUCAACUUCAAGGUUCUGAAAGUGAGCGUUUUCAUCGGAGCGCCUAUUUUCGCUGUUUGGAUAAUCGUACAAGGAGUCAUCUUUUUUCUCAACUGGAAUCAACCUUUCACCGGCGUUUAUGCUGUCACUCAUUUAGAUUUCUCCCUAGCUAUGUGAGUUAUCGGUAAUAUUUGUGAUGAAAAUGCAAUCAUUAAAAAAAAAUCCAUUGAAAUUUUCACCAAAUAGCUCACAGGAAAGAUGUUUGAUGGAGAUACUUUCUGUGUUAUUUUGCGCUAGAUGCAAUUUCUGACAGAGCCGCGGAAAAAUUAUUUUUUUAGCUAAAAGGCGAAAAAAAAAUGGUACAUUAUGUGAACAAAAGUUUGAAAAAAACUUCAAAAUACUUUUCACAAUCUUUUAUGACAUUUUUCAAGUUUAUAACUAGUCCUCCUUUUCAGAAGCACCUUCUUCAUUAUUCUCCAAAACACUCUUAGUGUUCCACAAUGGCGAGAAACCAUAUUUUCAAUGAUUCGACGGAAAGAAAUGACGUCAGUCAGUCCGACGAUCGUCAACACAGACGUUAUAGACAGCAAAGUUUUCAUGAGACAGCUCAACUCCAUGUGGGAAAUGCAAGCUCCAGACAACCCACGGGCUUCUUCUUUUUCUAAAAUAACGAAUUGCUGA
Messenger RNA from Caenorhabditis auriculariae, 2022 nucleotides. Lineage: Eukaryota; Metazoa; Nematoda; Chromadorea; Rhabditida; Rhabditidae. The record is from the annotation of a GenBank genome assembly.